UUCAAGUCAGCGGAUCUGUCGCGGUUCCGCCUUCACCAGAACAGUCACAAUGUAAACAAACUCUCCUUCAUGAGGAUCAUCAGCUCCUGCGCGGACCUGAUUGGAUGUUUCCGUCGUCAGCAUGGCUUCCAGUUUUUCUCCUCCCAAACUGUCAGACUUCAUCCUCACGGAGCGCCUCGGCAGCGGCACAUACGCCACCGUCUACAAAGCCUACAGGAAGGGCGACAGUCGGGAGGUGGUGGCGGUGAAGGUGGUUUCCAAGAAGUCUCUGAACAGAGUCUCUACAGAGAACCUGCUCACAGAGAUAGAAAUCCUCAAAACCAUGAGACACCCUCACAUCGUGCAGCUCAAAGACUUCCAGUGGGAUGCUGAGAAUAUCUACCUGAUCCUGGAGUGGUGUUCUGGUGGAGAUCUGUCGUGCUUUAUUCGAAGUCGCAGGAUUUUACCUGAAACUGUGGUCCGGCGCUUCCUGCAGCAAAUCGCCUGUGCCCUGCAGUUUCUUAAUGAGCGAAACAUCUCUCACCUGGACCUGAAACCUCAAAACAUCCUGCUCAGCGGGUCCAUCCUAAAACUGGCAGAUUUUGGCUUUGCUCAGUACAUGUCUCCGUGGGAUGAGCAGAGUUCCCUGAGAGGCUCUCCGCUCUACAUGGCUCCGGAGAUGGUGUGCCGACGGCAGUACGACUCCAGAGUGGAUCUGUGGUCCGUGGGCGUCAUCCUCUACGAGGCACUUUUUGGGCGUGCACCAUUCGCAUCAAGAUCAUACGCUGAACUGGAGGAGAAGAUCCGGAGUAACCAACCUAUUGAGCUGCCUCCCGGGGCCCGAGUAUCCAAGAACUGCAGAGACCUUCUUCUGCGGCUGCUGGACAGAAACCCAGACGCCCGGAUCACCUUUAAAGAGUUCUUCACGCACCCUUUUGUGGAUAUGGAGCACAUGCCGAGUGCAGAAAGCCUAGUGAAAGCGAAGGCGAUGGUGCUGCAGGCGGUUCAGAAGGACCAGGAGGGAGAGAGAGACGCCGCACUCUGUCUCUACUGCAGCGCUUUGGAGCACUUUGUCCCCGCUAUCCACUACGAGACAGACCGACAGCGUAAAGAAACUCUCCGACAGAAGGUGCGUCAGUACGUUUCCAGAGCCGAGGAGCUGAAAUCACUGCUGGCCUCGGACAACAGGCUGAGUUUUGAGGAAGCCCGGAACUCCAGGGAUAUCCUCCGAGAAAUGUCUCGAGAUAAACCCCGGCUUCUCGCUGCUCUGCAGGCGUCGUCUGCUGCCAUCACUAAGGAGGAGCGUGGGCAGGGGGAUCAGGAGGUGCUGGAUGCGUACCAGCAGUGUUUAGGAGAACUUCUGCUGGCGCUGGCAGGUGAGCCUCAGGGCCGCCGCAGAGAGCUUCUCCACAGCGAGAUUAAAAGCCUCAUGAGCAGAGCUGAAUACCUCAAAAAGAAUAUCAAGAUGCAGGAGACUCAGAGUGACGCGUCUCUGGAGCGUGAAUCUUUGGCAGACUCUGUCAGAAGCUCUUGCUGUGUGCAGUGAGGCUGACGGUCACCGUGGGAACUGAUGACGUACACACACACUUCUCCUGAACACACACACACACACACACACACACACACACACACACACACACUCUUCACCUGAUCAUAUGAUGGGAGAAAGCAGCUGCUUCCAGAUGUGGUCGAUGUCGUGGUUGUUCCUGGAAAGUUGUGUUUGGCAGGUCCUCUUCCUCUUCCUCUUCCUCCUCCUCCUCUUCCUCCUGCUCUUCCUCUUCCUCCUCCUCUAUUCAUAUGUAAAUGCUGGACAGCUUGUACUCUGUCAUGGUAAACGAGUUACACAAAGAGUUGCAUUUAUUUUAGCGGAAAACACUCAACGGUAUUUAGAGUACACCUAAAAACUGUGAAAAUACAAUCAAAUGGGACUAUAGGGUAAUACAGGCAAAAACAUAUUUUGCUACCAUAACAUGUCUUCUUUGCAAAAAGUGGAAAGAAAACAUCAUAAAUGCACGUUAAGAUGUUCAUAAUAGUAACUUUAUCUCUAGAUUUAUCUUAAACCAACCAAAAGUUAGCAUUACAUAAAGCCUAAUUUGCAUAUUUCAGCAUUUCUGGAAAAACUUGUAAUA
Trematomus bernacchii (emerald rockcod) is the source of this 2108-nucleotide messenger RNA. RefSeq names its product unc-51 like kinase 3 (gene ulk3). The transcript has 17 exons. Bases 122 to 1525 code for a protein of 467 amino acids. Gene Ontology annotation, molecular function: protein serine/threonine kinase activity; ATP binding. Gene Ontology annotation, cellular component: cytoplasm; autophagosome. Gene Ontology annotation, biological process: peptidyl-serine phosphorylation; protein autophosphorylation; autophagy. The record is from RefSeq and is a predicted model, not a curated record. Lineage: Eukaryota; Metazoa; Chordata; Actinopteri; Perciformes; Nototheniidae.